Molecule: messenger RNA, 5559 nt
Organism: Dovyalis caffra
Lineage: Eukaryota; Viridiplantae; Streptophyta; Magnoliopsida; Malpighiales; Salicaceae
Source: the annotation of a GenBank genome assembly
AUGCUUUCGCUUCUCAAACGCUCAAGAACCGUCACAACCACCGCACUCAAACACUUCACGACCAAAACUUUCACUUUUUCGCCAACAAAACCUCUAAUUCCCACACAAACAUCAACUAAAACCCUAGGCUUAGGGUUUAUCCGGCAAUUAAGCGACAAGACCACAACAAACACAACAGAAUACGAUUACAUUAGGGCUGAGGUUAACUGUCCUCGAUGCACCUCUCAAAUGCCAGUCCUAUUAUCGAACCGGCCUUUAUCGAUUAGUGGACGAGAAACCGGUGUCUAUCAAGCGGUCAAUUUCUGUCCUAAAUGCAAAACAGCGUUUUAUUUUAGGCCGUUUAAGUUGGAGCCUUUACAGGGGAAUUUCCUUGAGCUUGGUAGGGUCAAGGGUUUGGAUAAUAAUGGUACUAGUAAUAAUAAUUGUAAGGAUGUAGAGGGGAUUGUCGAGAAAGAUUGUGGUAAAAGCGGGAGAAAUGUGGAGGAAGUUUGUGGUGGCGGUGGCGAAGGGAAGUUGGAGAGAGAGUUGCCUACUCCUAAAGAGAUUUGUAAAGGGCUUGAUGAGUUUGUCAUUGGCCAGGACAAAGCCAAAAAGAAAACACUAGGUAAUCUAUACAUGAUUCGAAAAGUCCAUGUGCCUAGUUAUGAUUCAAAUGGUGUGCAGAGCUUUCUAGAGGGAGUUAUGAUGAUUUUCUCCCAAGCGUGCAGGCUGUCACGUGUCAACUGGAGUCACAGUGAUGGUGAAACUGACGAGAAUGAGUUUGUUGAGCUAGAUAAGAGUAAUGUAGCUGAAUUCAAUGUGGAAGCAGCUCAGCGAGGGAUUGUUUACAUCGAUGAAGUUGACAAAAUAACCAUGAAGGCUGAGAGUUCCAACAUUGGAAGAGAUGUGUCUGGAGAGGGUGUUCAACAGGCAUUGUUGAAAAUGCUGGAAGGAACUGUAGUAAAUGUUCCGGUUCCUGAUAAAGGACCUGGGAAGCAUCCUCGUGGUGAUACAAUUCAGUUAGACACAAAGGACAUCCUCUUCAUAUGUGGUGGGGCAUUUGUAAAUUUGGAGAAAACCAUUUCAGAAAGACGACAAGAUGCCUCUAUUGGUUUUGGAGCACCAGUUCGUGCAAACAUGAGGGCUGGUGGAAUAACUAAUGCAAUGGUGACAUCAUCACUGCUGGAAUCUGUAGAAAGUGGUGAUCUUGUUGCAUACGGCCUCAUUCCUGAAUUUGUUGGACGAUUUCCUGUUUUAGCAAGCUUGUUAGCUUUAAAUGAGGACCAACUUGUUCAGGUCCUCAUGGAGCCGAAAAAUGCUCUUGGUAAACAGUAUAAGAAGAUGUUCAAUAUGAACAAUGUCAAAUUACAUUUUACAGAGAAUGCAUUGAGAUUGAUUGCGAAGAAAGCAAUGGCAAAGAACACUGGGGCCCGAGGUUUAAGAGCCAUAUUAGAAAACAUUCUUACAGAAGCAAUGUUUGAGGGAAGCAAAAUUAAGGUACCUACUUCGAUUCCUGACACUCAUCCUCUCGCUGCACAGAUUCCAGAAAACAAGUCACAUUCUAAUUGCAUAACUGCUGUUUUGGUCGAUGAAGAGGCUGUUGGCUUGAUGGAUACACCAGGAUGUGGAGCAAAAAUUCUCCAUGGAGACGGUGCAUUGGAGCAUAAAUUGCAGGAGACAAAGGGGAUAGGUGGUAGGGUUGCCCAGGGAGAAAUGCAGGGUGAACCGAAGCUUCGGUCAAGGGCCUUGAGCAUGGAGAUGGUCGCAAACCCUGCCGUGGCGGAUUGUUCUUCCGGAGCGCGGGGAAAGAAUUGGUGGGAUGAUGGAUCCUUAUUCAGCAGAUUUGGUCGUCUAGAACUAAAAGCAUGUGGUUGUGAUAUUACACAGCAUUGGUCUGAGUGUUGGUCUUAUAGUUGUGCGAAGAUGGCGAAUUUACAAAUGACGGGUAUUCUGGAAAAGAUGACGGGUAAGGAUAAAGAUUACAGAUACAUGGCAACAUCUGAUUUGUUGAACGAGUUAAACAAGGAGGGAUUUAAAGCUGAUACUGAUUUGGAGAUAAAAUUGUCAAAUAUUGUUCUACAACAACUCGAUGAUGUAGCUGGUGAUGUUUCUGGAUUGGCUGUGAAGUGUCUUGCUCCAUUGGUGAAGAAGGUCACUGAGGCUCGAGUUGUGGAAAUGACUAAUAAACUAUGUGAGAAAUUGCUACAUGGUAAAGAUCAGCAUCGUGACAUUGCAAGCAUUGCUUUGAAGACUAUUGUAUCUGAAGUCACAGCAACAUCUCUAGCUCAAUCUAUUCUUGUCACUCUAUCUCCACAGUUGAUAAAAGGAAUAACAAGUCCGGGAAUGAGCACAGAGAUAAAAUGUGAAUGUCUUGAUAUUUUAUGUGACGUUCUUCAUAAAUUUGGAAAUUUGAUAGCGAAUGAUCAUGAGCUGCUUUUAAACUCGCUUUUGUCUCAAUUGAAUUCCAAUCAAGCCACCGUUAGAAAGAAGACUGUUUCAUGCAUUGCAUCUCUUGCUUCAAGCUUGUCAGAUGAUUUAUUGGGGAAGGCAACAGUUGAGGUAGUUCGGAAAUUGAGAAGUAAGGAUGCAAAACCUGAGAUCAUCCGAACAAACAUUCAAAUGAUUGGUGCUUUAAGCCGUGCUGUGGGAUAUCGAUUUGGACCCCAUCUUGGAGAUACUGUGCCAGUGCUAAUUAAUUACUGCACAAGUGCAUCGGAAAACGAUGAGGAGCUUCGUGAAUAUAGCUUGCAGGCACUAGAAAGUUUUCUGCUCAGAUGCCCUAGAGACAUUUAUUCUUACUGUGAUGAAAUUCUUCAUCUUACUCUGGAGUACCUAAGUUACGAUCCAAACUUUACUGAUAACAUGGAAGAAGAUACUGAUGACGAGAGUCAUGAGGAGGAGGAGGAUGAUGAGAGUGCAAAUGAAUAUACCGAUGAUGAAGAUGUCAGCUGGAAAGUUCGAAGGGCAGCUGCUAAAUGCUUAGCGGCAUUAAUUGUUUCUCGUCCUGAGGUGCUUGCAAAACUAUAUGAGGAGGCCUGUCCUAAAUUGAUUGAUAGAUUUAAAGAAAGGGAAGAAAAUGUCAAGAUGGAUGUGUUCAAUACAUUCAUUGAGCUACUACGUCAAACUGGAAAUGUUACAAAAGGGCAGAUUGACUUGGAUGAAUCAAGCCCACGAUGGUUGCUGAAGCAAGAAGUGCCAAAGAUUGUCAAAUCUAUAAAUAGGCAACUGCGUGAGAAAUCUAUCAAGACUAAGGUUGGUGCAUUUUCAGUGUUGAAAGAACUUGUGGUUGUUUUGCCAGACUGCCUUGCAGAACACAUUGGGUCGCUUAUUCCAGGAAUCGAGAAGGCAUUAAAUGACAAAUCUUCAACCUCAAAUUUGAAGAUUGAGACUCUUAUAUUUACAAGAUUGGUAUUGGCUUCACAUUCACCUCCUGUUUUCCACCCUUAUAUCAAGGCCCUUUCUAGUCCUGUAUUAUCUGCUGUUGGGGAGAGAUACUACAAGGUCACAGCAGAGGCAUUAAGAGUAUGUGGGGAACUUGUUCGUGUCGUCCGUCCCAACGUCCAGGGCUUUGGUUUUGACUUCAAACCUUAUGUUCGUCCAAUAUAUAAUGCCAUAAUGUCACGCUUGACAAACCAAGAUCAAGACCAGGAAGUUAAGGAGUGUGCCAUUUCUUGCAUGGGGCUUGUCAUUUCUACAUUUGGCGAUAAUCUCAAGACAGAAUUACCUGUGUGCCUCCCUGUACUUGUUGAUCGCAUGGGGAAUGAGAUAACACGACUUACUGCCGUGAAGUCUUUAGCUGUAAUUGCGACUUCUCCUCUUCGGAUUGAUCUGUCAUGCAUCCUGGAGAGUGUCAUUGCUGAGUUGACAGCAUUCCUACGAAAGGCUAAUCGGGCUUUAAGGCAGGCAACUUUGGGGACACUGAAUUCUCUGAUUGUAGCUUAUGGUGACAAAAUUGGUUCAUCUGCCUAUGAAGUUAUUAUUGUGGAACUUUCAACUCUGAUAAGUGAUUCAGAUUUGCACAUGGCAGCUCUUGCCCUGGAACUUUGCUGCACCUUGAUGGCAGACAGGAAAUCGAGCCCGAAUAUUGGUUUGGCUGUUAGAAGUAAAGUUCUUCCUCAGGCACUAACAUUAAUUAAAAGCCCAUUGCUACAGGGUCAAGCCCUUUUGGCCUUACGGAAUUUUUUUGCUGCUUUAGUCUAUUCUGCAAAUACAAGUUUUGACACUUUACUGGAUUCGCUUCUUUCAAGUGCUAAGCCAGCUCCACAGUCAGGAGGUGUUGCAAAACAGGCUUUGCAUUCAAUAGCCCAAUGUGUGGCUGUUCUCUGUCUUGCUGCAGGGGACCAAAAAUGUUCAUCUACUGUGGACAUGCUCACUGAGAUUCUUAAAGAUGACAGCAGUACCAAUUCGGCUAAGCAGCACCUUGCACUGUUAUGCCUGGGAGAAAUUGGGAGAAGGAAAGAUCUAAGCUUGCAUGCAAAUAUAGAAACCAUUAUUAUUGAGUCCUUCCAAUCCCCAUUCGAAGAGAUAAAGUCUGCUGCUUCUUAUGCUCUUGGCAAUAUUGCUGUUGGUAAUCUUUCCAAGUACCUACCCUUUAUCUUGGACCAGAUUGAUAAUCAACAGAAGAAACAGUAUCUCCUGCUUCAUUCUCUGAAGGAGGUUAUAGUAAGGCAGUCGGUGGAUAAAGCAGAGUUUCAGGAUUCAAGUGUUGAGAAGAUACUUAAAUUACUAUUUAACCACUGUGAAAGUGACGAAGAGGGUGUCCGGAAUGUUGUCGCUGAGUGCCUCGGUAAAAUUGCACUUAUUGAACCUGCAAAACUUGUUCCUGCGCUUAAGGUGAGAACAACGAGCCCAGCUGCCUUCACCAGAGCAACAGUAGUAAUUGCUGUAAAAUACUCGAUAGUUGAGCGACCAGAGAAGAUUGACGAGAUUAUAUAUCCUGAAAUCUCAUCUUUUCUUAUGCUUAUCAAGGAUCAUGACAGGCAUGUUAGGCGUGCAGCUGUCUUGGCCUUAAGCACAUUCGCUCACAAUAAGCCUAACCUUAUUAAGGGACUCCUUCCUGAAUUAUUGCCACUUCUCUAUGAUCAAACAAUUGUUAAGCAAGAAUUGAUCCGAACAGUAGAUCUUGGGCCUUUCAAGCAUAUUGUGGAUGAUGGCCUUGAGUUGAGGAAAGCAGCUUUUGAAUGUGUAGACACAUUGCUGGACAGUUGUCUUGAUCAAGUGAACCCUUCAUCUUUCAUUGUUCCUUACCUAAAAUCAGGCCUGGAUGAUCAUUAUGAUGUUAAAAUGCCUUGCCAUCUUAUCCUCUCAAAACUGGCCGAUAAGUGUCAAUCUGCUGUAUUGGCAGUGUUGGACUCAUUGGUGGACCCCCUUCAAAAAACUGUCAAUUUUAAGCCUAAGCAAGAUGCUGUAAAGCAAGAAGUCGAUCGUAAUGAAGACAUGAUUCGCAGCGCUCUUCGAGCAAUUGCAUCCUUGAAUCGUAUAAGCGGAGGAGAUUGCAGCCAUAAAUUCAAACAUCUUAUGAGUGAAAUUUCAAAAUCUCCAACCCUCUGGGACAAGUAUUAUUCGAUCCGAAAUGAAUGA